AUGGGUCACCAGAAACUCUACUGGAGCCAUCCGAGAAAAUUCGGCCAGGGUUCUCUUUCUUGCAGUGUCUGUUCAAACCAGCACGGUCUGAUCGGGAAAUGCGGCCUCAACAUGUGCCACCAGAGUUUCCGUCAGUACCCGGAGGACAUAGGCUUCAUUUCGUUGGACUAA
Messenger RNA from Eptesicus fuscus (big brown bat), 171 nucleotides. Its product is annotated as 40S ribosomal protein S29-like. Bases 1 to 171 code for a protein of 56 amino acids. NCBI's taxonomy places the organism in Eukaryota, Metazoa, Chordata, Mammalia, Chiroptera, Vespertilionidae. Gene Ontology annotation, molecular function: structural constituent of ribosome; zinc ion binding. Gene Ontology annotation, cellular component: cytosolic small ribosomal subunit. The transcript has a single exon. The record is from RefSeq and is a predicted model, not a curated record.